Messenger RNA from Mesitornis unicolor (brown roatelo), 993 nucleotides. RefSeq names its product solute carrier family 35, member G1 (gene SLC35G1). Gene Ontology annotation, biological process: regulation of cytosolic calcium ion concentration; calcium ion export across plasma membrane. Gene Ontology annotation, cellular component: plasma membrane; endoplasmic reticulum membrane. NCBI's taxonomy places the organism in Eukaryota, Metazoa, Chordata, Aves, Mesitornithiformes, Mesitornithidae. The coding region runs from base 1 to 993 and encodes 330 amino acids. The transcript has 3 exons. The record is from RefSeq and is a predicted model, not a curated record.
AUGUCGGUUGAAUCAAUGGCUGAACUUUAUGAAUCAUGCCUGCGUGACCAGGGAACAAAGGAGAAAGCUGCCUGUCCAGGACUUGGUCUGUUUUAUACCGUACUGUCUGCCUUCCUUUUCUCAGUGGCCUCUUUAUUUCUUAAAAAAAUAGAAGAUGUUCAUUCGGUGGAAGUGAGUGCAUUUCGAUGUGUUUUCCAAAUGGCAUUCGUUCUUCCUGGUUUAAUAUACUACAAAACAGGGUUUCUGGGACCAAAAGGUAAAAGACUUUUCCUUCUCUUCCGAGGAUUCCUUGGCUCUAGCGCAAUGAUUCUUCUCUACUACGCUUUCCAAGUCAUGCCACUGGCUGAUGCCACUGUUAUAACUUUUAGCAGUCCUGUUUUCACAUCGCUGCUGGCAUGGAUUUUUCUCAAAGAGAAAUACAGUCUUUGGGAUCUUCUCUUCACCCUCUUCGCAAUCACUGGAGUGAUCCUCAUUGCCAGACCCCCGUUUUUGUUUGGGCCAAACGUUACAGGAAUUGAAGGAAGUUACACGGAUCACGUUAAAGGAACUAUAGCAGCAAUUACAAGCACAGUAUCUGCAGCGUCGACUUUGGUUAUACUGAGGAAGGUGGGGAAAUCUGUGCAUUAUUUUUUGUCAAUUUGGUAUUACGCAGUCAUUGGUUUAAUCGGAUGUGUUAUAGCAUUGUUUGUUAUGAAUGAAUGGCGUUUACCCUAUUGUGGUAAAGAUAGGGUUUUUCUAAUACUAAUAGGCAUGUUAGGAUUAGGGGGUCAGAUAUUUCUCACAAAAGCAUUGCAGAUAGAGAAAGCCGGACCUGUAGCCAUAAUGAAAACAAUGGAUGUGGUGUUUGCUUUUAUUUUGCAGAUUCUUUUUCUUAACCAUCUACCAACUUGGUGGACGGUGGGCGGUGCUCUUUGUGUAGUAGCCAGUAGCUCUGGAACUGCCAUUCGUAAGUGGCGACAAAGCUUGAAAAAAGCGAAGGAAAAUGAAAUCUAG